This is a messenger RNA of Porites evermanni, 13385 nucleotides long. The record is from the annotation of a GenBank genome assembly. Lineage: Eukaryota; Metazoa; Cnidaria; Anthozoa; Scleractinia; Poritidae.
AUGUCGCUGGUUCACGCGCAAGCCCUACUUGGUAUUGUGAGAAUCUCGUACUCGUAGUCGUACUCUUCUCAGAAUCCAAAGCUCUCUAAUAUUCUAUUAUUUUCUUUUUUACGUAGACCCUCCAGUCGUAACACACAUUUCUAACAACCAGAUACUGAAUGCAGGCUCCAGUGAGAUUCUCAACUGCUCAGCAGAUGGUAAUCCACCUCCAGUAAUCAGCUGGACAAGGGUUUCGGAUAACAGUGCUGUCAUUUUUCCUUUGACCGAUAUUGGACAAUUGGAUGAAGGAGCCUACAGAUGCACUGCUUAUAAUGGUGUUGGAAGUGUUGUUACUAGAGAUUCGUCCGUAUUUGUACAUUGUGAGUCCUCUUUGCACUUCUUUGACACUAAUACGUCUUUAUAAAUUUUAUACAUUACGCAUGUGGGCUAGUUUACAGAAGACUAGAAGGGUUUUUUCUGCAUUACGGGAGGAAAACAAUUUUGCCUUACCUUUAAUACAUGUACACUUACAUGUGUAUUUGGGUAGCGUUAGCAAAAUUCCAUUAGAGAUCUUACUGUAUAGCUAAGAAACAUCACACUUUUAGUUCACUUUGUAUUUUGUUUUUGAACGUAUCUGUUCAGUCGGCGUCUUGCCGUACAGCUCAGUCCAAAGUGGCUGCCACACUUGGCUCUGUAUUUUUCUCGUUAAGUUGCCGUCCGAUCGAAUUGUUUUUACCUUAUAUUCUACAGAAAUUAUAGGAAAGCGGGGCCAGUGUACACGAAAAUAGAUAAGAGUUAAGAGUUCAUUGUAAGGGAAACCUCAACUCCUACCUUACAGUUAUUUUCGGUUAUCAAUUUUUAGUUCCUCCAUCAAUCGAACCUUUGGAAGAAAGAAAAGUUGUCAUUAGAGGGGAAUCUCUUACUUUAUUUUGCAAUGUCUCUGGGAAGCCAGCACCAGUUGUCUUUUGGACGCACGUUGAAAGUAACGACAAGUUAAGCAAUAGCAAAUGGGAAAUAAAGUUUGCUACAGAAAGGGAUGUUGGAAGAUAUCGGUGUAAUGCAACUAAUAUCUACGGACAUGCCAGUGACACCAUCGAGAUCUUAUUGUUACGUAACUGCAUGCCUGAUUGUAAAGUCACGUAACUAUGCGUAACAACUUUCUUAUGGAAGAGGUUUGUUAUUACUUACGAUCCUUUGGAAUUUCCUAACGAUGGUUGUGAUAAUUAUUAUGGUAGCCGUUUAAACUUGAUGGUAACAGUUCUUUCCGAGAAGGAUUCGUCCUUUGACAAAUCUGCAGGUCCCAGUAUCAAUGCUAUAAUCUUAAGGUAAAUACCUGGCCUACAAAGGGUUUGUUUCAUUCAGCAAAUCUAUUCUUCGUAACUUUACCAUUUUGCCAUCAAUCGUGUAACUCCAACAUGCUACAUAAAACCCACACACGGCCCGCAAUCACCUGAUUCGCAAUUAAAUGUUAGGGUUAACGUUCGAAACAAACGCCAUCUUUUCAAUUUUUCUACACUCUGGAAGAAAAAAUAAUAAGAAUUAAAUAAUUAACCAAAAUUUUGCCUUUCAUUCGCUUACUGUUAGCAUACCACGGUUUCGUAAGAAAAAACAUUUUUUUUUAUCUAGUUUUACGUUAGCUGCUGUGGUUAAUUCUUUUAAGAACCAUCUUGCAAAAUCUUUAAAAAUUAUACGUUAUAUACUUCUUUUUAGACGUUUUCAGAGCAUUUUCUCUGUAUAACUUUAUUUGCCGCGUUUUUAAAGUGAUUUCAUAUUUGGAUGUUACAAAUAGGAUCAAUAUAAAUUGAUAUGUUUUUUUUGCUUUGUUUUUUUAAGAGACUGCCACACCUUUUUCAACAACAGUUUCAUCUAAUACUGGAAUGCUUAACAAAGAUGCAAUAUAUGGACCGGUCAUUGGAAUAAUGGGAUUGAUGGUUAUUUCAGCUUUAAUAUACUUGGUAAUGAAGUACCAGAGACGUAAGUAACAUGAAUCAUUUUCAUUUCUCAUCUGAUUUGGAAUGCAAAACAAGUUUUCAAUGCAUUUUAGACAUCAAACUCAAUACAUUAGGUAACCCAAUCAUCUUUGUUUCCUUCGAGUGUCACAAAUCUUCCCAACUCAACAUGGACUUCUGCAAGCCUUUUCUACUAGGCUCUACGUUUCCUUUAUUAUUUUCUUUCAGUAUGUGACAACACACCUCCCAAACAUUUGCCUAGGUUAAGUAUUAAACCUAACACUCCAAUAGUUUGGUUACUAGUGGCUUCCACGUGGCAAUGAGAAAUUUGUAAACAUCUAUUUUUUUUCGUUCUUGAAAUUAGGUCAUCGAGCUGAUAGGUAAGUUGCAAACGCCACGUAAUGUCUAUAUGACUUUUUAUACUUGUAUUAUAUCUAGUAAACAAUGUAGAGUAAACGUCACUGCUUCUAUCUGAUAAGAUGUUUUAUUUACUUAGACAAUAUGAUAGUCAAAAGGAAUUACACAGAUCUCACUUGGUAAGUACUAAAACUGGGGAGACAGGCUGAGGCCUCAGGAUAAAUAACUAAGCAUAUUCAUACCCAUUAGUUCAUUUUAUCGAAAAAGCUAUUGAAUCCUCUGUGGUUGGCGAUAAUUUUUCAAAAAUAUCUGCAAGGUAUUAUGUCAAUUAACAGAACCAAGGUUUCCAAAAUGAAAGCGGGAACAAUGGAGAGCGUGAAAUUCCGGGUCCAAGACACUACAUGGAGUUGGGAGAAGUUACAGAGUUCCCUGGAGAACCAGCAGAAACAGGAACAGAGGCAUCACCUUAUUUGGAGAUUAAUGAAUAUGCUCCAUUGCAUCCAGCAACUCGAUCCUGGGAAGUUCCAAGAGAAAACGUCACCAUUAAAAAAGUGAUUGGAAAAGGUGCAUUUGGACAGGCUGCUCAAGGAACAGCCUCAGAGCUGCGAGGGAGAGAUGGAACGACAAGAGUGGCCAUUAAGAUGUUGAAAGGUACCCUUUCCGGCUAAGACUGUGUUAUGUUUUCCUUUUCAUGGCAUGUGUCUUUAAAGAAGAUCCGGUUGCAGAAGGGGCAUACCUAGGACACCGAACAACUGUACGAUAACGACAACAAAUAUAUAACAUGGUGUUGACCCGCAACACAGGCACAGAUAAAAUAGUAAUUUAUAUUAAUUACAUCAUAUACAUGUAAGUUAAAAGAAGGUUGGAACAGAAAAAAGUAAGAAUAAAAUUAUACUUUUAUAUUAAACGAAAUUAAAUGGCAUUUUCAACAAUAGUGGCAAUAGUGGCUAGGUUUUUUAACCUUUGUAAACGAAAGAGGAGAAUAAUAUCUACAUUAUUAAGAAGUAAAUUGAGAUGCAUUUAUAUUACUGUUACUGUUAUCAUUGAGGCUAAAAAGAUCGCCGGAGAUCAUAAAAGCUAGUGAGUCUAUCAAGAUAUAUCUUACUUAGUAAAUAGGGGUUAAGGAGAUGGUUAGAGACAUUUACUAACACGUCCGUAUUUCCACUUGCACUAGAGUUCGUCCGCACCACUAGGAAAGCAAAAUAGCGAGCAAACGCGCAGAAAAUCCCGGAGUAAAAAGAAUUUUAACAUACCGUUUUAGGAGUCAUUUCGUCUUUUUAGGCUAUCACUAAGAAUUAGACAUUUCCGUGAAGAUAUAUACAAUUAGGAGACGAAUUGAACAGCUUGUACUGGAGGUUCGUUUGGGUCUAUUUUCUUCAUGUUUCCCAUGAAAGAACCCAGGCUGAGUUCAUGCUUGUACUGUAGUACCUAGAGAAAACCCUGUCCUCUUGCUAAUGAUAACCCUGUCUGGUUAAAAUGGGAGUUACCCUUUACGAUUUUCCUUAGCGCGUCUUAAACUUGCAGAUAACGCCCGCGAGACUGACAGAGAGGAUUUGAUGUCAGAACUUGAAGUGAUGAAGAAACUUAAACCUCACCCACACGUUAUAAAGCUGAUGGGAUGUGUUACUGAAAGCGGUAACAAUAUUUACAUAAUCAUGUAACGUGAUGGUUUUAAUUUCAAAAUAAUCCUUCGGUAAAAAAUGCUACGAUGUAUUCGCUGAUUACCUUUGACAUCUAAAGAUAAACACUUUUAACGCCAUUGACGCGCCCAAAAAGUCCACUUGACACGAAAUUAAAUUUUCCCUCUGUUUUAGUUGUAGGUGUAAAAAAAUCUACCCAGUCUUUAAACCUGCUGAUGUUUCUGGAGUCACUUUUUGGACUUUGAAAUAUACGUGUUUAUCUUACAAAAUGUACCCCGGCAUCGCACAGCCAAACAUAUACAAUGCUAACAAGUGAUACACCCGUGGCGUUCAAUAAAUUCCUGCAUUCUGUGGGUCAGAUUUGUGUAGUGACGCCGUUCAGGGUUGACUUUACUGAGCCAAAACUAGAACUCGUCUUCAUACCCAGCACAGCGAUAGGAGGGCUAUCUUAAACAAUGCAGCAUGAAGACACCUGCUCCAAAACUUUAAAAUUAAUUAGAUUCCUAUAAACUGUUCGAGCCAUAAGCAUUUCUGGAUACCGGUUUCGCGCAUUGUGAUUGGUUGAAGUCAAAACCAAAACAAAAUAAACUUGGCCGAAGAAUACUGGAAAUGAGUAGAGGCUGGAUAUUUUUUGAUUACAGCCAUUUGCGGCAAUCGGCCGAAACAAAAUUCAGUAAUAAACAUUGCAUGGAAAGACAGAAAAAAAUAAGUCAUUUAUUGGAAAAAUUAAGCAUACAAGUCUUGACAUUACCCCACUCUGAAAGAGUGAGGCGGAAACCUUCCAGUACAAAUUCAACAUUUGCACGUCUUUGUCUUUGAACCGCCGAGCCAUAGAAAAUGCCCCGGGCGGGGGGGGGGGGUCCCCUCUUAAAAAGGGCUAUGGGGGUGGGGCCGCGGGGUGGGGUGCAUUUUUCCCAACAUAGGGGUUUUUAAUUGGGGGGAUUUUUAAAUAAGGUAUCUGCAAGGGGGCGCCAAAUGUUGGGUUUUUUGGGGGAGUGGAGGUUUAAAAAUGGGAAGAUUCUCGGUUUAAAAAAAAAAUCAGAAAGUUGUUGUUUAUUAAAUUUAACAAUAGGCUCGCAUUGACCGCAUUACAUUCGGCCGCUUGGAACCACAUUGAUAAGGUAGCUAGAUGUAUAAAUAGAAAGUGACUCAGUUGGGAUCGCGAAAAUUACAUUUUCCAAAAAAUGACGGUCUAUAAUGGGGUAGGCGCUCUGAGAGGCCAGCGACACAUACCCAGCAAACAUUAUCCCAAGUACAACCCCCACCUCCCGGGAGAAAAUGCUGCAAACCGCAUCGCACCAGAGAUCAAAUCCUGUAUUUAAAGGAAAAAAAAAAAAAAGAAAAUAGGUCAGCCUCUUGACUUCUCAACGUGACACCAGCGGCAAAAUAGGAUUUUCUACCCGCCAGAAAGAAGAGAACCGGAGAAAGUGACAUUUUUUAUUAUGAGGUAAAAGUCGUUCAGUCAUACAGACCCCGCCGUUUUAUACCGUGUUAAUUCGGGUCAGUAAAUCACUAUACGGGAAAAAUUCAGCACCCUGGAAACAACACGUGACAAGGCAUAGCAGGAAAUCAAGGCCAAUUCCUGUCCGAAACAAAGAGCAUAGGAAACGACCUCUAAAUGUGAGGCAAACAGCGAUGAUCCCGGCAAUGAUAAGAUUUGCUUAGUUAAAGUUUGUAAUCCUCUACAGUUUCAUCUGCCCGCUAGGAAGAGGAUUAUCAGAACAUGACACGUCACUAUCCUGUUCCACAUCUUAUUUUUCCCACGAAGACGACAAACUGUAAUGUUUUUAUUUUUUCAUGCCUGGAAUCUCAACGACACGAACGUACAUAAGCUUAUACACGUGUUAUAAAUGCAAUUUCAAAACUGCGGAAUAUCAGGCCACGUCAUCUGGAUUUUAAGUUCAAAAAAUAACAAAAAUUUGCAAUGCCUUGCAACACAAACAGUUCUAAAUUAAAGAUUACAAAAGUCUUCGACAGCUCUGAACAAAGGAAGGCAGCGCCUAGUUUGUUACCUAACUAGACUUUCAACGUCCGAGCACUCGAAAUAAGUCUUGGGCACUCGACAGGAAUUUCGACAAAUCGGAAGCAAAUUUAUUCUAGUUUUAUAAAAUAUUUUUUGUAGGAACCAAAACAAAAAUGAAAAAAAAUGCUACAUACCUGAAAACAUUAACUUAAGAGAGGCAACUCCUCAAUCGGCGACCUCACAGAUGCCCCGGCUCAACUUUUCCACUGAAUUUCUCCUUGCAAUCACAGCCGAAACUGUCACCUACAUGCAUUCGCUUGUUGUAUUUAGUCACUCUUUGCCUUUAAUUUCGCAAAGUUUCAAGGAAAAUAACUGAGGACUAAAUCCGCAAAGGCUCAAAUAAGAGUAGUAAAAGACGAGGCCGGGACCAGAAGCCAUUUUUGAUGACGUCAGCAAUAUCCAGAAAGGGUUAUGACCUGGACUGAUAAAGAGGUUUAGUACCCUUGAGGGACUUAUUAGAUCAGGAGCCAGUCUGAUAUAUAUGAAUUUAAGUUUCUAGUUUCUUAUAUCAUUGUAUGGCCUUUUUUCACAGAUCCGAUACUUGUUAUCAUUGAACAUGUCCCGUAUGGUGAUCUCCUGGGGUACCUUAGAAGGAGCCGUGGGCUGAACGAUACAUAUUUUAAGGACCCGGAUGUUAAGCCUCAAACAAGUCUGACGUCACAGCAGCUGAUGAAGUUCUCUUGGCAUGUGGCUGAAGGAAUGAGAUAUUUGUCUUCCAAAAAUGUUAGUUUUAAUUUCUUCCGCAGAAACCUUCAUAAUAGGGUAUUUCUGAAUGCUUCGUGUAUUAUGCUGAACAAAUGAUACUAAUUGCAAUGAAUUGUGGGACCUCGGAAAUAUCAAGUAUGCGGUUUCAGCGUAUCCGGAUUCGUGUAGACGUGGCUGCCACACGAAUCCGGAUAUUUUUGAAACUGCAUAGUCUUUUACACAAAUCAACCUUUCGUCAACAUGAAACCAGUAAAUCCGGCCACUGAAACCGCAUUAUUUUGAAACCGCUCUCCAGAGUUUGAGACCCCUUCCACACGAAUCCGGACAAAAAAUAUGCAGUUGAGUAAUUGACGUAGUUGAUUAACACGUUGGCAAGUUGAAAAUACAUGUAGUGCAUGUCGAGAAUUGCGAACUAGAAGAUAUUUAAAAUGUUUGCUGCAGUGAUUAAAUAAAUAUUGUUUAUUGUUUGUUCUAGAUAAUUCAUCGAGACCUUGCCGCUCGCAAUGUUUUGGUUGGGGAGCAAGAAGUAUGCAAGGUUACCGACUUCGGAAUGGCGAUAGAUGUAAAUCAGGAAAAUAUUUACCAGAAGAAGAGCAAGGUUUGUGGAAUAUCUUGUCAAAAAGUAAUUCUCCUUGGACAUAUCUGUCAUUUAACUGUUUAAUGUUCCGAUAACUGCAGGUAGGAUCGGGAGUUGCUUCACUCGAGUUCAGUAAUCUCAUCAACGACAAUAACACUGACACCUUUCAAAUGCUUUAUAAAAAAAACUGGAAAUGUUAGAAAACUAGAACCGCUGUUUUCCUGUUGACUGUUGACUUUCUAACUCAAGCUUACUCCGCUUCCAAGAAAAGGAAUAUGUCGACAUGUCAUGUGAAUCUCAAAUGGUGAAUUGGUUUGUUUUGCUUCUUAUUAUGCAUUAUUAUUCAUUCAAAAUAUUUCCCCGAUUCUGAUUGGGUAAAAACACGCAUAAUUAACCAUAACCAGUUGCUGAUGACCAAAUUUAAAAGAAUUUUGUGUUUAACGAGAAAAUGACGUCAAAAAUGCAGCGUCCUUCCAGGUUAAUGCAACGUUAACCGAGAAGACCUGGGGACGAGGUUGAGUGGUUUUGGUUGUAAAAACAAAAAAUGACGGACAUCUCACUCGUUUCAAGAGUAAGAACUAGGAGAAAUUAUAGCUAAAAACAUGGCAAGAACAGCAACUCGAAGGGCGACAUCUGCUGUUUGGAGAAUAUUUGCGGAGCUGAACAACCCUAAACGUGCACUAUCGAAGGUGAACUUAAUAUCGAUGGAGGUAAGCAUGUUUUAGCUUUGUUUUUAAACUAAAAAUUAUUUUGAAUGAAUAAUAAAACAAUUAUUGAAUUCGGCUUUCGUAUCAUAUGAAGAAUUAUGGAGAUCUCGGAGGUUGUUAUCCGACCCGGGUACGGCCUCGACGGAUAACACCCUCCUCGAUCUCCAUAAUUCUUCAUACGAUACUCAGUCUCAUUCAAUAAUUGUUAUUCUUGUUAUUCAUUCAAAAUAUUUCCCCAAUUCUGAUUGGCUAAAAGCACACGCAUAAUUCACCAUAACCAGUUACUGAUGACCAAAUUUGGAAGAAUUUUGUGUUUAAGGAGGAAAAGACGUCAAACAUGCAGCGUUCGUGCAGGUUAAGGCACCGUUAACCGAGAAGACCUGUGGACGAGGUUUAGUUGUUUUGAUUGUGGAAACAAAAAUGGCGGAUAUUUCACUCGUUUCAAGAGUAAGAACUAAGCGAAAUUAUAUCUAAAAACAUGGCAAGAACAGCAAGAAGACAACUCGAAGGGCGACAUCUGCUGUUUGGAGAAUAUUUGCGGAGUUGAACAACCCUAAACGUGCACUAUCGAAGAUGAACUUAACAUCAAUCUGAUCGAUGGAGGUAAGCAUGUUUUAGCUAUGUUUUUAAACUAGGAAUUAUUUUGAAUGAAUAAUAAAACAAUUAUUGAAUUCGGCUUUCGUAUCAUAUGAAGAAUUAUGGAGAUCUCGGAGGGUGUUAUCCGCCUCGGCCUACGGCCUCGACGGAUAACACCCUCCUCGAUCUCCAUAAUUGUUCAUAAGAUACUCAGCCUCAUUCAUUAAUUGUUAAAUUAUUAUUACAGGACUGUGAAGCUUUGGAACAACUUGGAAUCUUUCCUUAAUUUAAGCCCAUCUGUUCAAAUUUCUAAACGUUCCUUAAGGAGCCAGCUAUUAGAUAAUUUUGUAAAUACUUCUUUAAUAGUGAAAUUUAAAACAUUGCAAUUAGUAAUUAGCUAACAUGGUAAUUAGUAUUAGAUUAAGUGGUGUAAUUAGUUAUUAUAAAUAAGGUAAUAUAAUCAUUGUUACUGAAAAGCUCCUUUGGGGAGGUUACAAUAAAGCAUGUAAGCAUGUACGCAUACAUGUAUAUUUACUCAGUCAACGGCGGCCCACGUUCUCUAACAGCCUCCGAGUUCUGCAUAGACUGCAUAGUUGUUCACAUCAUGCGAAACUGAGGCCGAAUUCCAAGUUUCUAAGCUUACCUCCACGCGACUUUAAUUCUUCUAAACUACGGCCUAUUUCUCGGCACGGUUUCAGGAUAUAAACAGAUAUAAAUGUUUUCUGCAGAUACUCCUCAAAAAGUAAUUAACAUUCAUCAAGCGAUAUGUUUUGCGUAUGUCUUGCGUUUCUACCUCGGAUAGUCAUGAACAUCACUUUAGUUCACAUGCGAAUAAACAGCUAGGUGGCCACGCUUGGAAACGAAGUUGAUCAAUGGUCUGUUGCCCAUGCAGCCUCAUUUCCAAUCAAAUAUACCAUCGAACAACCUCGUUUAUUGCUCACAUCUUCCAAAUGUGGUCAGUGUCCGUUGGGUAUCAAGAAUUAGCCCGGGGAUUGGAGCCAAUGAGAAGCGGCGAAAUAAUUUAAAUUUAUAACAAAAAAAGUGUUUGUUGCGGAAAUUACAACUCCUGUGCCCCUAAAGCAGGCGAUAACCUUUUGCCUAAAACGAUCCUACCAUCGUCAGUGGUACUUUGAUAUUAAUAGAAUGUUGUGUUGACACAGGGACGAAUUCCAGUGAAAUGGACAGCUUAUGAAGCACUUCUGUAUGGACUGUAUACUACAAAGAGUGAUGUGUGAGUUGAAACCAAAAGAUUCAAUUUUUGAUUUUCAACAUCUGAUGAACAAGCAAUUUUUAGUGAACUGAGAAUUUAACGAAAACGUGGUGAUUCGUAGCCGUAUCUCUAAGUAAUCUUAGCUGUAACUUUUCAUUGAUGCAGAUGUAUUUAAGUCUCUAACAACUAUUUUGUUUUGAUUUAGAUGGAGUUUUGGAGUUGUGCUUUAUGAGAUAUUCACCGUAGGUAAGAUAUGGUCAGAAACUACCUUCCCCCAAUGUAAUUUUCUCUCAAAAAUUUCGAAUACCAAAUGAUAGCAUGAAUCUAUUAUCACGAAUUGAAAAGGAAAGAAGACACUGGUUUCACAAGAACGUUUACUUUUACAACUCUGGAGUCAUUGCUUCAAAAUUACGAAAAAGUGCAGAAGAACCAAGAGUAUGAUACUUUGAAAAUUUCCUAUACUUUUACUUUAUUACCUGUGUUAUCUUGUUUGGCAAUUUUAAUUUUAACUCGCCUUCCUUGAGGUAUGAUGAAAACUACUCUGCUCGAACUCAGAACACAGUUACUACCGUUUUCAAAUUUUAACACAUAUUUUUGAGGUGGGUCACCUUAUCCAAGAACUGAAGGAAGGAAAAUGUAUUCGCUGCUCGCAGAGGGCUACAGAAUGCCAAAGCCAAGCCACGUAGAUGACACUUUGUAAGUCAAAACGAAACAAAACGAAACAAGCCUAGACAAAAUUAAAAGAAUCAGCGAUUGCAAUAUCAUAGGAGGCCUAGAUUCUCAUGGGCCACAGAGAUAAUUAUAAGCGGAAGAUGUGACUGUAAAGUGUAAGUGGAUUGUAGACGUCUUGUUUUCAACUACAUUUAAUUUUGGGUUUAAACAUUAGCCCUCGCACUUCCGACAGGUAUCCACCAUGUACCAUUUUAACCUUAAAUCUCAACGUUAACGUAAGUAACUAUACCAUUAACAUUCUAGCGAUGGGCGGUCCUAAGAUGUCUCGAUUAACCUGUUGCCAUAGGCCUUUUGCAUUAGUUGUUCACGUGAUCAGCUUUCGGUAAACAUGGACACACAGUUCGCUUUUGAAAAUUUCUGUUAGCACAAGCUGAAAGAGCAUAUUAAAAUUAGGUAACCUGUAAAUUUCCAGCCGUAUAUCUCAAAAAUAGCAUUUGCAACGGCCGCCGAAAAUUAGAAGGAUUUGAAUUGAGAAAAACAACUGCUGCCACCCAGUUAGGCUUGAAUGGUUUUCCAUACAGAUCCUCAGUUAUAAAUUUCGAAAUUUUCAAACUGUCGUUAAUGUUACGGGGCUCAAAUCUCAUUUUACUACGUAACAGGAAGUUUGAGACCUUAAAUGCGUAAAGGAAAGAUUUAACGACAGUUUAAAAAUUUCAGAAUUUACAAGGAGUUGUAUGGAAAACCAUUCAAGUGUGACUGGGUGGCGAAAGUGGUUUUUCUCAUACAAAUCCUUCUAAUUUUUGGCGGCAGUUGCAAUCGCUACUUUUGAGAUAUGGUACUAAAAUAUAACAGGUUUCCUUACUUUAAUAUGCUCUUUCAGCUCGUGCUAACAAAAUUUCUCGAAAACGAACUGUUUUCGUACUUAGCGAAAGUUGAUCACUCGAUCAUGACUAAUGCAAAAGGUCUAUUUCUCUCCAGUCUUAGCUUCAAGAGCAGUAGCACGGAAACAAUUUAGGACAAAAUGGCUAAAAAGCUUUCGUUAGCUGCUAGUGGAUUUCUUUGACUCGUUUAGGUUAUGGACUGCACUAAUGCUUUAAUAUUUAUCUUCAGGUACCAGAUUAUGCUCAGUUGCUGGCAAGAGAAUCCCGAUAAUCGUCCAACCUUCGAAUUGCUCGGACGUGAACUAAAGAAAAUGGAAAAUCAACACAAGGUAUAAGCAACACUAUCGCAAAAAAAGGCACGGUCCAGGGAAAAUAGAAAUUUGUGCCUUCGUACCUAAGGACCUUGGCUUGUAUUGUGUUUAGUCAAAUGUUUUGAUACAUGAUCACCUUUUUUGAGGGCCCACAUCAGUCUAUUUGCUUUCGAUGAUUACUUCGAGAUAUGCAGGGAUGUUCUAAAAUAUAUGUACCUUUCAUGUCACAAUGAUAUUACAAUCAAGUGUGGGAUAUUAAUACUAGUUAUAAAUGUCUUCUAUCAUAAAAUAUCCCACGAGUGACUUCAUGUUUCCUAGCCCUAGGCCAAACGUCGAACGUUUCAUGAGACGAACCAAACUCUAAUAUGGGUCAACCUAAACUAAGUUAAGAUCGUCUGUUGGGUCAGACGUCGAGCUUUGUAGGACGGGUCGAGCCAAUCAUCUGAAUCAGACCAAAAAGCAAAUUUAGCUAGCUGGUGAUGAUGUUUCUCCUGAAAGAGGCUAAAUAUACAUUAUCAUACAAAUUUUCAGCUAGGUUCCUCGCAGAGGAAAAUCGAGGUUUGUCCCAAAUGUAGUCUGUCUCUAACAAUGUCCAAAUGAUCGAUAGCGUGUUAAUGAAUAAAGUUCGUAUUCCUCUGUCUACUUUACCUGCAUCCUGAAGAAAAUAGCAAGACAGCUGUCGAAUGCUCCUGACGCGAUUUCAGUUAGGCUUUAUGUUUCGAAGUGCAGGUGUGUAUCCAUAUCGGUCUUCGCAACGUUAUUGUAAACUACUUUGUUUGUGUCGCUCUCGGUUAGAAAGUUCCCAAACUUGUUUGUCCGUUACAUUGUCCGUUUGAAUUCUUUUUGUAUUACUAUUUUAACUUUGACUUCUAAGAAGUCUGAAUGCUAGUUAAAACUCGUAUAGCGGAGCUCUCCAGUAGAGAGCCAUGGGUAAGAAAAUUUGAGUAUCCAAGCAUCCGAGAAAUUUUGGUGGUCACGUCACCGUCCGCACCACAGGGUAACCAAUGUAAAAAAAAACCUGUUUUGAUUUGUGUGGAGCCUGCAACCUGUGUUUAACUUGGUGAUAAACGUCGAUGUUAUGGUCAUCUUGGCCACCCGGACUUUUAGAGAGAAAAAACAACAACAAAGCCAAGUCUUUUUUGACUAAAUUAUAAUAUCUGAGCUGACAGAGAAAGAGCCAGAGCGAGAGAUAAAAAUCAAAGAAGUCGAAUUUCGUUAGAAACACAACAUGAAAAUCUUAAAGCGGUGGUGACAAUUAUGGUAAAAAUGAGCGGCAGUAAAUAAGAAAGCGAACAGGAACUUAAGCAACAAAAAUACGUAAAAAAAAACGUACGACAUUUCCUACAUAAAACGUGUAACUAGAAAGUUUCAAGCUGUGGUCGUGCAUAACAAAGUCAAAGAAAUGCACAAAAAAGUGUGCUACACAUGCAAAGUUGUUGUUGUUGUUGUUGUUGUUUUUGCACAUAACACGAUUAUAGUGAUUAUAUCCGCUCUAUAUUCGGCGGGAAAAUGUGGAAGCCGCAAGCAUUGCCUGGAUUUUUCAUGAAAUAUGACCCGUUUCAUAUCGCAGAAUAUGGAACGGAUUUCUAGUUUUCUGCAUGUUUGGCUGUAUUCGCAAUGGUGUGGGAUAGACCUCCUUGUCAUACAAUACUCAGUUAUCUUGAAAGUAAUGUUGGCCGCGUUAGUUUGUGGGUAAGUAACGAGCAUUUUACGUACUUUUCUUUUCUCGCAGAGGCUUAUCAACAUGAAUGACUACGACAAGAAGCUGUACGAAAAUGUGGAGGAUUUAAUGAUUUAG